Ostrinia furnacalis (Asian corn borer) is the source of this 4141-nucleotide messenger RNA. Its product is annotated as serine/threonine-protein kinase Tor-like. Gene Ontology annotation, biological process: TORC1 signaling; negative regulation of macroautophagy. The transcript has 5 exons. Gene Ontology annotation, cellular component: TORC2 complex; TORC1 complex; nucleus. Gene Ontology annotation, molecular function: protein serine/threonine kinase activity. The record is from RefSeq and is a predicted model, not a curated record. Lineage: Eukaryota; Metazoa; Arthropoda; Insecta; Lepidoptera; Crambidae. The coding region runs from base 1 to 4068 and encodes 1355 amino acids.
AUGUCGAACCAAGUUGUCCAGUUUGUAGCUGGACUGAAGUCCAGAAAUGUUGAUAUACAGAUAAAGACUGCCCGUGAACUUUAUCAUUUUGCUAAGACAGAGUUACGGGAAGUUCCACAAGAAGAACUAACACAGUUCCUAGAUGAGUUCAAUCACCAAAUCUUCGAGAUGGUAUCCAGCAACGAUGUUCACGAAAAAAAAGGCGGUGUUUUGGCUAUUGUUUGUCUCAUUGGAGGUGACUGUGAUACGACAAAAACACGAAUCACCAGAUUUGCUAACUACUUGAGAAACCUACUGCCUUCCUCUGAUGUGGGGGUUAUGGAACUUGCAGCCAAGACUGUUGGUCGGCUAGCAACAGUGUCUGGUGUAAAACGUGCAGAGUAUGUGGAGUUUGAGGUAAAAAGAGCCUUUGAGUGGCUCUCGGAAGAGAGAAAUGAGGGCAGACGACACUCUGCUGUCCUUCUGUUGAAAGAACUUGCCAUAGCUAUGCCUACUUAUUUUUAUCAACAAGUAUCAGGAUUCUUUGACCAUAUACUGACUGCUUUAAAGGACCCAAAGCUACAGAUCAGGGAAGCUGCUGCUAAAGCUUUAAGGGCAGGCUUAGUGGUCACUGCUCAAAGAGAAACAGCCAAACAGUCGACUUCACGACCUCAGUGGUAUAUGCAGUGCUAUGAGGAAGCUAUGAUGUGUUUUGAAGAUAUAACUCUUAAAGAAAAAGGUAUCACCAAAGAAGAAAGAGUCCAUGGUGGACUUUUGAUACUCAAUGAACUGUUAAGAUGUGCAAAUGCAUCUUGGGAGAAAAAGUACACUUACCUCAUGAGUAGCCUGGACACACAGAAGGAUAUCACAGUGUCAGAUGAUAUCAUUUUCAUUAGCACCAAACUCCACAGUUUAUCUGUGAAAAGAGGAUAUUUAUGUGAUGGUUUAAAGACUGAAAAUGUUCAGUAUCCAGUUCCUAUUUACGAAUCUGAGGUUUGCCGGAAGCUGCUUUCUGAGAAAUUUGAAAGAAUUUGUCAAGAUGUAAUGGCACAGCGUCAGUUGAAGACUCAAGGAGUACCACAGGUUCUACUUAUCAUAAUUCCAAGACUGGCAGCUUUCUCCAAAGAAUUCUUCUGCAAGAAAUACUUGAGCUCUACCAUGCAUUAUUUACUUGCAUCUUUACGAGGGAGAGAGAAAGAUAAAAAUAUGGCCUUCACAACUCUAGGCCUUUUGGCAGCAGCACUUGAAAAUGAUAUUCAUAUCUAUAUUCCUAGAAUAAUGGAUGUCAUUAAACAAGCUUUGCCUGUUAGAGAUACCCAAAGCAAAAGAAGAAUGUUUAUUGAUCCAUCAAUUUUUGCUUGCAUCACUUUAUUAGGAAGUGCAGUUAAAGAUCUAGUGAUGACUGACAUAAAGGAGCUCUUAGAAGCCAUGUUUACCACUGGCCUAAGUCCUUCAUUGACAAUAUGUUUGAAAGAACUCAGUCAAAAUCUACCAUCCCUUAGGGAAGAAAUUUCAGAGGGCUUGCUGAAUAUGCUUUCUUUGGUUUUGAGGAAUAAACCAUUUUUGCAUCCAGGAGUACCUAGAAGUGUAGAGCAACAGAGCAAUAUGAGCCUGGUUAUAGAACCUCAGGAUACAGCCUGCAUAGUAUUGGCCUUGAGAACCCUUGGUAGCUUUCAGUUUGAAGGUCAGCACAGCCUCCUGACGUUUGUUAGAAGGUGUGCUGAUCAUUUCUUACAAAGUGACCAACAGGAAAUAAGACUAGAAGCUGUCAAAACAUCUGCCAAGCUGCUGGCUGAUGCCACAGAAAGGACUAUGAAAACUCCAUCUAAAACUCUAACCACGCUCACUGCAGAGGUCAUUAGCAAGUUGCUAGUUGUAUCAGUGACAGAUCCAGAUUAUGAAGUGCGUUACUGGGUUUUGGAAUCACUCCAUGAUAUUUUUGACACACAUCUAGCUCAAAUUGAAAAUCUGAGUUUCCUGUUUAUAGCUAUGAAUGAUGAACAUUUAGAAAUCCGAGAAUUAGCUAUUUGCACUAUUGGAAGAUUGAGUACAGUGAAUCCAGCGUACGUCAUGCCUGGCCUCAGAAAGACAUUAAUACAGUUUUUGACUGAACUGGAACAUUCUGGAAUGAGCAGAAACAAGGAACAGGCGGCAAGAAUGCUGGAUAACCUCAUUUUGCAUGCACCAAAACUGGUAAAACCCUACAUGGAAACUAUUUUGAAUGUGUUGGUUCCCAAACUAAAGGAGUCUGAUUUGAAUCCAGGGGUAGUGAUCAGUGUGCUAAAAGCAGUGGGAGACCUUGCUGAUGUGCAUGGUGAUAACAGUGGCCUGAAGAAGUGCCUGCCUGAACUGCUCACUAUACUGCUAGAGCUGUUGACUGAUGCCAGUGCCACAGAAAAGAGAAGUGUAGCACUCUGGACUUUUGGCCAGCUGAUCAGUGCCACUGGGCAUGUUGUCACUCCUUACACUGAGUUUCCUAGCCUAAUGGAUGUCUUGCUGAACUUCCUAAAAACAGAACAACAACCUAAAGAUAGAAGAGAGACGAUACGCGUUCUAGGCCUAUUGGGUGCCCUCGAUCCUUAUAAACAGAAGAUGACGCGAGGCUUGAUUGACGGCCAGCCAGAUUCCAGUUUAGUGCCUGUCGCCGAUAGCAAGGCAGAGGAAAACAAUUUUGAUAUGACUACAAGUGAAAUGUUGGUGAACAUGCCUUCACCCGUUCUCGAUGAGUACUAUCCGGCGAUAGUUAUAUCGACGCUGAUGAGAAUAUUGCGCGACCCGACCCUACAGCAGCACCAUACGAGCGUGGUUCAGGCUGUUACAUUUAUAUUCCAGUCUCUGGGCAUCAAAUGCGUGCCCUAUAUUUCACGAGUCACUCCCAGUCUACUGUAUGUAGCCAGAGCCACUGAAAACAACAAUUUCCGUGAAUUUCUCUUCACUCAACUGGCUAAGUUGAUCGCUAUUGUAAAACAGCACAUUCGAAAUUAUUUGGACAAGAUAUUUGAUCUCAUAAAAGAAUUCUGGACACCUAACAGUCCUCUGCAGUCCACAUUGAUCCUGCUGGUGGAGCAUAUCGCUAUAGCUCUAGGCUCAGAGUUCAAAGUGUAUUUGCCCCAGCUGAUGCCGCAGAUUCUUCGUGUCCUCGCUCACGACACGAGCAAGGAAAGGUUUGUGACGGAAAAGCUGUUGUACGCUCUUCAAAAGUUCGAAGACAACUUGGAUGACUACAUGCAUCUGAUCAUUCCAUCUAUCGUGAAGUUAUUUGAUGCAACAGACUGUCCUAUAAAUGUCGCCAAAGUGGCCAUGGAGACUAUAGACUAUCUGACGGAUUCCCUGAACUACAAUGAGCUAGUUUCGAGGAUAAUUCACCCUCUGGUGCGAAGUUUGGACACCUGUCCCGCGCUCCGGCCGACCGCUAUGGACACGCUCUGCGCGUUGAUCGUCCAGCUCGGUCGCAAGUUCAACGACUUCAUACCGCUCGUACAGAAAGUGGUUCAGAAGCACCGGAUUCAGCAUCAGAAUUAUGAGUUACUGAUGUCGAAAAUGCAGUCCAGUCAGACAUUUUCGAUGGACGAGUUUCUGCAAAGCACGAGACGAAAGCCAAGAAACAACAAUCAGGAGGCGCGCAUAGUGGUGAGCGACGCGUCACAGUCGAUCCGCAAGCUGUGCGUGAACGCGCACAGCCUGAAGCUGGCGUGGACGGUCAGCAGCCGCGUGUCCAAGGACGACUGGCUCGAGUGGCUGCGCCGCUUCAGCAUCGGCCUGCUCACCGAGUCGCACAGCCCUGCCCUCCGUGCCUGCCUGGCUCUCGCGCACAACUACUCGCAGCUGCUGCGCGAUUUAUUCAACGCGGCAUUCGUAUCGUGCUGGACGGAGCUGGACGCGCCCGCGCGCGCCGAGCUGGCGGCCGCGCUGCAGCAAGCUCUAACUGCGCCCGACGCGCCGGAACUGGCGCACACGCUGCUCAACCUGGCCGAGUUCAUGGAGCACUGCGACGCCGGCGCGCUGCCCAUCGCCACGCAGCUGCUGGGCGAGCGCGCCAUGCACUGCCGCGCCUACGCCAAGGCGCUGCACUACAAGGUAUUCGUUUGACUGCUAGGGGCGCCAAGGCGCUGCACUACAAGGUAUUCGUUUGACUGCUAGGGGCGCCAAGGCGCUGCACUAC